Vitis riparia (riverbank grape) is the source of this 1083-nucleotide messenger RNA. Its product is annotated as protein CHAPERONE-LIKE PROTEIN OF POR1, chloroplastic. The transcript has 3 exons. Gene Ontology annotation, cellular component: chloroplast membrane. NCBI's taxonomy places the organism in Eukaryota, Viridiplantae, Streptophyta, Magnoliopsida, Vitales, Vitaceae. Bases 52 to 927 code for a protein of 291 amino acids. The record is from RefSeq and is a predicted model, not a curated record.
UCUUCACUCUCGAAAAACCAACCUCACGUUUACCUACUGCUACUGAUACACAUGGCUGCCACUCUCUUCCUUCGGCCCAACCGCGCCGUCGCCUCCGCCGCCGCCGGUUCUUCACGUCCCCGACCUCCGGCUCGGAGGUCCGGCUCGGCCCAUGUGGCAACACUCAUCAGGACCCGCCGGUUCGGAUGGGGCUUGAGCAGCCCCUCCCGGCGAGCAUUAUUCAGGACCCGCGCAGGCUCCAGAGCGGACGACUCGGCUCCGUUCGAGAUGUCGGUGGAGAGCGCUUUGAAGCUGCUUGGGGUAUCCGAGGGGGCUUCUUUCGAUGAUAUACUGCGGGCGAAGAAUUCGAUUGUCAAAGCUUGCAAGGAUGACCAGGAGGCGAUUGCACAGGUAGAAGCUGCAUAUGACAUGUUGCUUAUGCAGAGCUUAACACAGCGACGAGCUGGAAAAGUAGUGAACAGUGGCAUCCGUUAUGCUGAUGUCAAACCUGUAAAUGCUUCUGGGUUGGGAUCAAUGCCUCAGUGGUUGCAGACUACGGUUAAGAGUUCACCUGUUUCUGUUGAAACACCAUCUGCUGGCAACUUGGGCAUACAAGCAGGUGUUUAUGGAGCUUUAAUGGGAUUAACUUACAUCAAUGGAGCUUCCACGUCUUCUGUAGGGCCAUAUGCUGGAGCUGAUGUUCCUGGAUUGAUCUUGGCAACUAGUUUUGGAGCAUCUUUAUACUUCAUGACCAAAAAGAAUGUUAAACUGGGGAAGGCAACUGUUAUAACUCUAGGGGGUCUUGUUGCUGGUGCUGUGGUGGGAUCAGCAGUUGAGAGCUGGUUGCAGGUUGACAUUGUUCCAUUUCUUGGCAUACACGCCCCUGCUGUAGUAGUAAGCGAAUUCAUUCUGUUCUCUCAGUUCUUGGUCUCCCUCUACCUAAGAUAGGAGAGAAGACUGUAAUCAUAACUAAAUUGUGAGACCUAUAAUUAUUCUUUUGCAAGAUCUUAACACGCUAUGUUAGGACCCUGUAUCAGCACAUAUUGUACAAAUAGAAUGUAGUGGAACUUGAAUCAUUUAAAGAUUUUAUACUUUUGCAGCUCC